Messenger RNA from Ictalurus furcatus (blue catfish), 6101 nucleotides. It is a transcript of the gene cgnl1, whose product is annotated as cingulin-like 1. The transcript has 19 exons. The coding region runs from base 241 to 4203 and encodes 1320 amino acids. The record is from RefSeq and is a predicted model, not a curated record. Gene Ontology annotation, cellular component: myosin complex. NCBI's taxonomy places the organism in Eukaryota, Metazoa, Chordata, Actinopteri, Siluriformes, Ictaluridae.
GCGGGGUUAAGGCCGCGGUGCGUAGCUGUUGCUUUAAGUGGAACUGCCCCCGACGGCCAAGACUAAGCACUAAAGUUUGACUUUGAAAAACUCAGUGGAGCAUGGGCUUGUGUUUUCCUUUUGCGGUUAUUAUCACAAGCUGAUAAAGCCACAAGUGCGUGUUCCGCGUGUUAAAUAUCUGCUCUCGACGUGGGCCAUUUCCAGAGAGCAGGAUUUGAAAUCCUUCCCUCAGUAUUCUUGAUGGAGUCCUAUGAAGUCAGUGGCCUUCCAAAUACUGGACUACAGUCGAGCUACACUCACCCUGCACGGGCACCAGGCCAAAAUAACAGCAGCUAUGGCCUCAGUAUCAGGGUCCAAGGCAUAGAUGGACACCCAUAUGUUGUUCUGAAUAAUCAAGACAGAAGGUUCAACCCUUAUGCAGCCCCCAGCAACAAUAAUGGAUACAAUGAGUCUGAAGGGUCCUUUAUUGAUAACUAUCAGGAAUAUGACUUCAGAGUAACCAGUGAAAAUCUCUCUGAUAACCCCUUUGCAGAAUUCCGAGCCCAGCAUCAGGUUCCACAUGUCAACGCUCACAAUGAUCUCCCUGAAUCCAGAGACGCUCAGGCAAAGAAGCCGUCCACUCUGCUAAACUUCCAGAAACAUCCUGAGAUCCUCAAGCCCUAUGACCCAGAGCGCAAUGCCCUUGGGAACUUCCACAGCAUUUCACCUCAGCCUCUUUCUGCUGCUGAGAGUAGAAAUACACAUCCAGGUUCUCUGCCAAGAACAGUCUCCCCAGGUUCCAAAUCAUCCAUUCUAGAACAACCCAAAAGCACAGAUCCACCAGCACAGGACACGAAAAAAAGGGCUCAGCCACAAGCCCUACCUCAAACAUUCCCAUCUAGAGUGCAGCCUCAAAAAGAUUUAUCUAAAGGCCAAGCUCAGACUCAAGCAAAACCUCAAGUCCAAGCACAAUCCUCAAUUAAAUCUCAAUCUCAGUCCCAAGUUCAGCCACUGUCUACUUUCCAGGUUCCCUCCCAGGUAUCCCAGCAUGCCCAGCGGCUUCCGGUUUCUCAGGUAUCUUCUACCACCAGUGUUCCCAGUGAGCAGUCCUCCUACAGGACUCCAAGCACAACAAGCAGCACAAACUCCAGUCUGGAGCGAAGUCACAGAGAGCCAGACAUACUUCCCUUACGAAGAACCGACUCCAGCGGCCCUGUGCUCCAGUCAUCACGCUCGCGUAAUUCCUCCAUAUCCUCUACCACUACUGCCAAGGAAGAGGUGUUUGAGGCACUAUAUGGGGACAGCAUUAAUCGCCAUGAGAACCGUCGCUAUAUCCCUUUCCUGCCUGGAACAGGCCGAGACAUUGACACAGGCUCCAUCCCAGGCGUAGGUGAGCUCAUCAGUAAGUUUGAUGGAAAAGAAGGCCAACAGAGGCAAGGACGCACUGGUCGGAGGAACCGUAUCAACCUAGAAGAUCGCAAACGUUCCCGUAGCGUGGACAGUGCCUUGCCUUUUGGCCUGAAGGGAGACUCAGAGUACGUGGACGAGGUGAGCCGUAACCGAGGAAGUUCCAGCGAGCAUGUGCUCAGGCCCUCACAACUUCUGAAUAAGUCUCCCUUUUCCACUGUUGGACGGAGGACAACCUACAGAAAUGUGGCACGGAUCAGCAGUGAACCAGGCUCUCCACAAGGAGCAAUGCCAAGUGUUGCAGAUUCCAUCCUAGGCUUUAAGAAACCACCGAGUCGUCCCUCCAUUCUGCCUGCAGAGAACAAGGGAACAGAGGCCAAGAAAAUAACACAAAGCACUAAGACCGUGACCAGUGUGGCUACAACGUCUUUGUCUAGAGCUGUUCCAAACUACAAUAAGAAGACAAAUGAAAUGGUUGCUGAGACAACACCUGAUCUUCUGAAAGGCCAACAAGAGCUGUCACAACAAACGCAUGAAGAGACUGCUAAGCAGAUCUUAUUUAAUUACCUCAAAGAUGGGAGCAGUGACAGUGAUGACACCACCAAGAGGAAGGUCAACCUGGUGUUUGAAAAAAUCCAGACACUGAAGUCACGGGCCACAGGAAGCGCGCAAGGGGACAACAAAUCUCCAGACCUUUCAGCCCAGGCCAAAGCCCUCCAGGAGCAGAAAGCGGAACUGGAAAAAGAGGUCGGAAGUCUCAAAAAACAACUGGAGGAUGAAAACAAGAAACAAAAGGGGUUGAGUGAGAUGCAGGAAAAGGCUGGAGCCGGUGUCAAGAAACUGCAAAAAGAGCUGGAAUUGAAUCAAGCUGAAUGCGACAAACUGCAGGACAACCUAGCCAAAGCGGAGGCUGAUCUACGCACCACGCUGGAAGAGCUUUUCCAAGUGAAGAUGGAGAGAGAACAGUAUCAGACAGAGAUCCGGGACCUGCAGGACCAGCUCUCAGAGAUGCAUGAUGAGCUAGACGGAGCCAAAUGCUUGCAAUCAGACAGUGCAGAGAAAGAGUCCAUGAUGGAGGACCUCAUGCAGUUGAAGUUGGAUCUACAGGAAGCGGUGAUGGUGAAAGAGGAACAAGAGGACCUGCUGAGGAGGCGCGAGAGGGAGCUGACCGCUCUAAAGGGGGUGCUGAAGGAUGAGGUGUCCACUCAUGACCAGGAGGUGGAUAAACUAAAGGAGCAAUAUGAAAAAGAGCUCCGUAAACUGCAGGCAACUUUGGAGGAAGUUAAGCAGAGUAAUGUAGCGGUGUCUAAAGAGAAGUCAGAGGUGGAGGCAGCGAAGGGGGCGGCAGUGGGUCAGGCAGGUCGGCUCUCUCAGGAGGUCGAGCGGCUGAGGAGGAGAGUGCAAGAGCUGGAGAACGAGGUGGCCAAACUCAACCGCAUCAUCGACGAGGCCAAGCUGCAGGAGAGCAAGCUAGAGGAGAAAGCCAGACGUCUGGAGAAAGAGAAGAGGCAAGUCGAGGAGUCUUUCAACGAGGUCAAGGAAGAAGAACAAGAAAUGAGCCGUGUAAAUCGAGCUCUGACCGUACGCUUGGAAGACGUGCAGAGAAACUUGACCAAACUGACCCAGGAGCACAGAGACCUGGAGGAACGUCUGAAGGAGGAAAGGAUUCAGAAGGAGCAGUUUAAAAACACGAAGAACGAGAUUGAGGAGGAGCGGAGACUGCUAGACAGGACUGUGGAAAAGCUGCAGAGGGAGAUGUGUGAGAUCGUGGAGGCAUCUCAGAGCUCCACGCAGGAGUUGCAGGAGCAGAUCGACACCUACAAAGAGAAGAACAGGAGGGAGCUGGCUGAGCUCCAGAGGCAGCUGCGAGACGGCAGUCUGGAGCUGGAGAAAUCUCGCAUCACUGCCAAGUCUCUGCAGGAGGAGGUGGGACAGUUGGAAGAAGACCUGCAGCUUUGUAAGAGAGAGAGAGAUGAGGCAGAAGAGCGAGCGACAGCUUUGCAACAGAAGGUCUUUGAGCUGGAAGUGGAUGCAGACACCAAAGUGCAGAGUAACGACAAAGCCAGACAAAUCAAACUGUUAGAGGAGCAGAUAUCUCGUCUGGAGAUGGAACUGGAUGAGGAAAGACAGAAUGGGGACCUGCUGAUGGACAGAAUUGAUCGAACUAGAGAACAGAUGGAGCAUUUGAGGAGUGAGCUGCUGCAAGAGAGAGCCAGCAAACAAGACUUGGAGUGUGAUAAGCUUGCCUUGGACAGACAGAAUAAGGACCUGAAGAGCAGAAUAUCUCAUCUGGAGAGCUCACAGAAGUCUACUAAAGAGGGGCUAGUGGCUCAGCUAGAGAGCCGUAUCCAGGAACUGGAGGAGAGACUGGAAGCAGAAGAAAGGGACCGUGCAAACCUGCAGCUGGUGAACCGUAGGUUGGAGCGUAAAGUGAAGGAGAUGGUGAUGCAGAUGGAUGACGAGCAGCAUUCGCUACAGGAUCAGAAGGACCAGCUGAACCUGCGUCUGAAGGCUCUGAAGAGGCAGAUGGAUGAGGCAGAAGAGGAGAUCGACCGACUGGAGCACAGCAAGAAGAAACUACAGAGGGACCUGGAGGAGCAGCAGGAGGCCAACGAGCAGCUCCAGAAUCAGCUCAAAGCAUUACGCAAUGAGAUGAGACGAAAGAGCAGCUCGGCUCCCCUCAUUAACAACAUGGAUGAGGAUGAAGAUGAUGAUGAUGAUGACAUCAGCACUGACGGAGAGACCUACUUCAGCUCGUCGUCAGGGUAUAAACGCUCCAGCAGCCAGGACGCUAUCAUCAACACAUUCUCUCUCUGAGUGAGGACUGAGAAGGUUUAUUCUACAGCUCCUGUGUUUUUAAUGUAAUGUAAUGUAAUGUAAUGUAAGUGCAUUUAUACCAUAUCAAACUACAUCCUUUUGAAGCUGUGCCUAUUAAAUCAACUAUGUUAAAGUCAAAUGUUGGAUGAUGAUGAUGAUGAUGAUGAUGAGAAGGAUGAUUUAAAGUGUGAAAUUCUGUAAUUUAUUAAUCAGUGGGAAUAUGAAGCAAUGAAAUAUUGAAGGAAAUUGAAAUACCACUGAACUUUUAAAUCUACAUGGGGGUUAUAUUACUCUUUUUAUACAUAUAUCAAGUGUAUCCAACAGACAGGUCCUUGUUCUUAUACAACAAUUUUUUUUUUUUUUUUUUUUUUAUAAAACAGUUUUAAUGUUACUUCUCUCUCUGAAUGGAAAUGUCUUAUGCUGCUCUGCCUCUUUUGUCCUUUUUUUUUUGCUUUGUUUCUUAUUAAUUUCCCCUUUAACCUCUGAUCUCCAGUGCACACUCAUGAAAAGUGUAAAAUAAUAAAAGCCCAUGAUGUGAACUGAGGUUUCAACACAUCGUGUUAUGAAGUGGGAACCAGGUUUGUUCCUGAGGCUAAAAAAAAACAGUGUUAUGACUGUAAUAUAAACAUCUCAACUCAUAUCUCACAUGUUGUUUUUCAUAUUCGACUCCUUUUGUAUUUAUCUGUAUCUAUGGGAGCUUAAAAUCCACAUUUGUGUUAAAGCAGAGGAUAUGUUUAGUGAUUUAUUUGUUUGAAUCAUUUAUCAAGUCAGUUCAAACAGCUGAUACGAUAGUCCCCUUCUCAGUCAAGUUAGUUGUGCGUGUGCGUGCGUGUGUGUGUGGGUGGGUGGGUGUAUGUGUGAUAAAUAUGAAACUAUGGAGUGGUUGUACAUUAUGAAGCACAAUAUCCACCUCUUAUUCAUAAGCAAGAACAGAGAGAAAGAGAAACAAACAGAAAGCCUCAGAUUGAUAGCUCAGGUGUGCAGCUGGGAACAAUGCUGUUAUGUUUGGAACAGUGAAGGAAUGUCAGAGACUCAGAAUAGUUUUAAUCUUCAUGAGUAAUCACUGUGAUUUAUUAAUUUAGCCUAGAGCUCCACUAGUUUAUUCAGCUUCUUAGGUCUUUGUGGGGUGAGUAGGUGUUGGAAUAGAGAAAACACAACCCUCAGUAUUGCUGUGGCCAUGUAGGACUGGAGUCUGACACUCCCGGUUUAAACAAUGAUGGACUGGAAUGAACUUGAACAAACUUUAUCCCUGAGCAGUAUAAAUUCUUCUGUUUGAUCUGGCUUGACUGUGGUCCACUAUACAUAUCUACUGCUAAAGCACUAACGUGAUUUAUUAUGGGAGUCAUCCUUUGUCAGUUUUAGUACAUAUUUCUGUGUUGACAAUCAGCGUUGUUUUUUUUUUUUUUUGCAAUACACUGAUUAUUUGCACUGUACAUUGUAUCAAGCCGUUUAUUUUUUACUUCUGAGGCCUAAAGGAACAUUCUGUGUAAAAUCCCUAAUUUGUGAUUCCUCUGUGUGAAGGAAUUUGCCCAGCACUCUAUACAUUUCACUCUGUAGUUGAGUUGAGUAACUCACACCUUGCUUUUUUUGACUCUGUAAGGCAUUGCUUUACAUAAAGCCAGUUAGGUAUGGGGCCAGUAUUUCAUUCUUGCUCAUCUAUUAGAGUGUGAUAAAUGCUGGCCACAUUCCUCCACAUUAAGAAUUCAAGGAAUCACAUCUUAUGUAAUAGAUUUUGUUUGAAUUGUACCAUCUAUGAUGAUUGUUUAAUGGAACAAAAUACUGUUAGUCUUAAUGGGGAGGAAAACAGAAUGAAUCCUGCCACUACCUCUAUGUAUGCAUUUAUAAUUUGUAGACUAAAAGCAGGAAAAAGGAAAUAAAUCUACAAAUAGUUAAUCACA